This is a messenger RNA of Sclerotinia sclerotiorum 1980 UF-70, 108 nucleotides long. RefSeq lists its product with no specific name. The record is from RefSeq and is a predicted model, not a curated record. Lineage: Eukaryota; Fungi; Ascomycota; Leotiomycetes; Helotiales; Sclerotiniaceae. Bases 1 to 108 code for a protein of 35 amino acids. The transcript has a single exon.
AUGUCGAGAAGGGGUAUGAUAUCACCUUCAUUAAGAUCUUCCUUGGGUAUUUUUGACUUUGCAAUGAGAUCGGAAACUUGCAAAUGUAACGUGGUUGCUCAGCAGUAG